Molecule: messenger RNA, 478 nt
Organism: Staurois parvus
Lineage: Eukaryota; Metazoa; Chordata; Amphibia; Anura; Ranidae
Source: the annotation of a GenBank genome assembly
AUGCCUCUACUCAGCCUGAUGCCUCUCUUCAGCCUGAUGCCGGUACGCAGCCUGAUGCCUCUCUUCAGCCUGAUGCCUGCCAGUUGACUCGAUGCCCGCUGUUGAUCCAGAUGAUCCGGUACCUGAUCCGGUGCCCGCUGUCGAGCCAAAUGACCUGAUGCCUGGUGACCCAGUGCCCGCUGUCAUACCUGGUGACCCGAUGUCCGCUGUCGAGCCAGACAAUCCGGUACCUGAUGACCCGCCCACUGCCUUGCCAGAUGACGCGGUGCCCGCUGUCGAGCCAAAUGACCUGAUGCCUGGUGACCCGAUGCCCGCUGUCCAGUCAGACGACGAUCCAAUGUCUGACCCAGUGCCCGCGGUCAUACCAGUUGACUCGGAGCCCACUGCCUUGCCAGAUGACGCGGUGCCCGCUGUCGAGCCAAAUGACCUGAUGCCUGGUGACCCAGUGCCCGCUGUCCAGUCAGACGAUCCAAUGUCU